Messenger RNA from Ectocarpus sp. CCAP 1310/34, 240 nucleotides. The record is from the annotation of a GenBank genome assembly. NCBI's taxonomy places the organism in Eukaryota, Phaeophyceae, Ectocarpales, Ectocarpaceae.
AUGGUUAUGUUUGUGUCGGCCGAGCUGCCGGAAGCGUUGACCGAGUAUACCGCUCCAGAAAUCCACGACUUGGAAACACUGCCGGCGAUUACGAAGGAUGCCACCUGUGUGGACUGGGCAGCGUGGGUACCUCCGCGAUCGCAACCGGCCGUGGUGAUGCAGGUAGAUCACAUACAUACCCAGUAUGCGCUGCUGUCGUUGUUGGAUAUCACCUCCCCCCCCGUUCCCUUGGCAGCGUAG